AUGCAGACCAAAGAGUAUCCAAUAUUCAAAGUAAAAGACUUAGCUGAAGAUCUGUAAGAAGUACGUUAGGUGUUGCAAUAAUAUAAUGACUUAGUACAAAAACAGCCAGACAAUAAUUUGUACAUUCAGCAAUUGUAAAAGAUAAGGACCUAUUACUGUUGUUGUUUUUUGAAGGUUAAGAAUUUCUGUGUCUAAUUGAUGUACAACAUGAUAAAGUAGUAAUCAUUGAAAUGUUUGAAAUAAUUGAAUCCUACAGAGUAGAUUUUACAGAGACUGGAAGAAAUCAACCUUUUGGUUGCGAUAGGAGGUGAAGAGUGGUUUUAAAAGUUAAGUCUGACUUACAAGGUGAAAUAGGAUAACAUUAGCAAUGCUGAUUUCAAAUUUAUUGAUUGUAGUUUGUAAGAUGAUUUUGAAUGGAUCAGAUGGAUGGAAGAAAGUAGUUAGAAUAUAGGCGAGACUUUUGGAAUUGAAACAAAAAAGCAAUAGAAGGAACAAAAGAUAAAGAAGAAAAAGUAAUAGAACUAGAAAGUAAUGGAAGGUAUAACUGAAGACAUGAGAUAAACCUAAAGACUUGAUCUCUAAGUGUGCUUUAAAAAGUGCUCAAAUUGGAAACAAGUAAAUGAACAAUAGAUACGCAAUUUGGAAGCUCAGGUAUUUAUGGAAUAGAGUUUCGAUAAGGACAAGUACCUGAAAGAAAUUGAAAAGAUAAAAGCAGUCAUUAAGCAAAAUAAAUAGAUAGAACUCAAUUACGAAGAAAUGAAGAAAGCAUAUAAACAAUAUCUCAAUCAGAAGAAAUCAAAUGGUUAAUAAAGCAAUAAUAAAUAAGCCUUGUAAUUGGAGAGUAUCAAAGUGAUUAAGAAACAAUAGUAACCUCAAGUUCCCCAAAUUGUAAGUGCUUAAAAGUUAAUCUCUCAACAUUCAAUUAAAAGCGAGCCAGAAUUAGAGAAGAAGGUGAAACCUGAGGCUCCUAAACAACCCACUAUUAUUGCUCAACCAAUUCAAAUAACAAAUGAGGCCCUUCUAUAUAAUCCAGAUGGAUAAAUAGAUACACCUUGUAAAAAGUUAAAAAACUAAUUGAUGAGCAUAGGAGAAAUUAAUUUGUAAAUCAAGAAAAAAGUUAAUGACACACGAGAAUCAUUUCUCAUUAAACCUUCACUAUUAACUUAUGAACAUCAUAUGGCCUAACACUUUCCAAAAACUGAGAAUAUCACAGUCACUUGUGAAACAUUCUCUCCUGUUAAAGAAGUCAUGGAGUAUUUCACAUAGAGAAAACCUGGUCAAUUUAGGAUGAUGAUUGGGUGGUUGUAUUCUAAAGAUCUCAAUGUUGCUGGGGACUUAUUUAAAUUGGCAGAUAAGUUGAAACACUCUAAACAAUGUGUUCGAACCAAAUUAGGAGAUGUUGGAUUGACCUUGAUUUACUACGAUUACUUGAAUAAACUCAAACCUACCACUAAAUGGAUUAUAAUUAAGGAAGAGUUAGAGAAUCAAUUAGUCAUGGACAAUCUAACCAAAUAUCAUAAUUUAGAGAAAUUCAAACCUCACUUAUGUUUUGUGUAUUACGUCAAGGACCUAAAGGAUUGCACAAACACCAUAUUACCUCAACCUGUUCAAUAUAUUAAUGUGUUGAAACACAUUCAAUUCAAGAGAGUUAUUGAAAAUCAUAAACUGCAAUAGAAAAAAUAAUCAGGAUAGUUGAUUCCUUCUAAGAAAAAAGAAUUAGAACCUAUUUCCGAUGAGGAAAACAACAAUGGAUUUUAGUAGAAAUAAGACGUCCAUUCGAUGCUCAUGGAAAUUCCUGGUAUCCUCAGCCUGUUAAAUUAAUGA
Paramecium tetraurelia is the source of this 1824-nucleotide messenger RNA. RefSeq lists its product as uncharacterized. NCBI's taxonomy places the organism in Eukaryota, Ciliophora, Oligohymenophorea, Peniculida, Parameciidae. The record is from RefSeq and is a predicted model, not a curated record. The transcript has 5 exons.